AGAAGCCUGCUCUACACCUGCUCUUCAGAGGAGAUUCCACAGAAAGCCUCAUCCAGAAGACAAUGAUUCCGUAUCUAGAAAUUUGCAGAAAACGUGAAAUGAGCGAAUCGGAGUCAUUGGGUGGGAGCAGUGCGUCAACGACAGCCGGAAGCGACGAAUACACCAUGUCGCAGAUUUUCGGUGCUGCCGGGCGUCCUAUUCCACUCUCGACGUUCGGUACAGCAAUUCCAAACUCUUGGGGAUCAGCCGUAUCGCAGCCGAUGCUUGCGGGCUCAUUUGGCUUGGCACCUACACCUCCACCAGUCAUUCAAGAGAUCGUCAAGUGCACGCUGUGCCUGGAACCAUACCGUGAUCCGAAGGUUCUUGCGUGCUUCCACUCGUUUUGCAAAGGUUGUCUGGCAAAACAUCUCGAACAGCCGGAGCGCAUCAUCUGUCCACAGUGCCACAUGGAGACUCAGUUAAGCGUACAACUCGGUUUAGACUCGUUGCUCACUGACUUCGGGCUCGAGUCAGUAAUGAACAAGCAACAACAGUUGUUCGCCAAUAUGGGACUCUCCGACAUUGGAGCUCCAACACCAUCAACAGCCAUUCCUGUUCCAAAUGCCCAUCUUCAUCCAUCGAUGGUUGCAGGAUCGGAUCCUUCAAAUCCUGUUGUUGGGUUCGGAUUUGGAUCACCAUCAUCAACCACAUCCUCAUCUCCACCAUUGAGUAAUUCGCCGACGAUUGAGCAACAACAGCAUGCUCAACUCACCGCCAUGAUGCAAGGAAUUAUGAGCAACAACAAUGUAGCAGUCAGCAAUGGAUCUGGAGUGCAGGUCGCCUCGGUUCCAGCAGUUCACUGCAGUGGGUGCAAGUCCAAUGAGACGGCAACUUCGUUCUGUCAAGACUGCAACGCGAAUCUCUGUGACAACUGCACAAUGGCCCAUAAAUUCAUGCACUGCUUCGCAGAUCAUCGUGUUGUCAGUCUCACUACACCUGGAACUGGCUCUUCAUCAUCGUCAACAUCGAGUUCGUCAUCAGCAUCUUCAACUUCAUCACAUCAAGUGCCAUCACUUGGGGGAAAACAAUCACCAGAUAGUAUGAUGCUUGGAUCCGGAAAGCGAUCAGUACUGUGCCUCCAGCAUCGUGCUUCAGAACUCGUCUUCUUCUGUGUGUCGUGCAAUUUGGCAAUCUGCCGUGAUUGUACUGUUUCUGAUCAUCCAUCGGGAACCCAUCAGUAUGAACUUAUUGCUGACGUCGCCGACAAACAAAUGCUCAAAAUGGAGCAAUUGAUUGCAGAUGCGCGGAGUAAGCAUGCCGAUAUGCUCGAUAUGUUCAAGCAGGUUGACAAUAAGCAACAAGUUCUGACAGCCUCGUUGCACAAUGCACAUGCUCAACUGGAAGAGACCGUUUCGAAUUUGAUCAAUGUUAUUCAAGAUCAGAAGAAGACUUUGGCAAAGGAUAUUGAUAACGCUUUUGCAGCCAAGCAGAUCCAACUCACCAUGGUCGACAAGCGGAUUCAAUCGAUGGCCGACAAACUAUCUCAGACAAUUGAAUUCUCUCGUAGAUUGAUGUCCUUCGCGUCGCCAGCGGAGGUUAUGGUAUUCAAACAGCUUCUUGAUACCCGUCUCCAAUUGUUCCUCGGAUUCAACCCUGAUACCAGUGGAGUUCUGAUGACCCCAUGUGAGAUCGAAUAUCUUGGAGCUGCUGGACUUUUCAAUAACUCGGCAUCUACAGUCUCACAACUUCUUGGAUCAGUUCACGGAGGAAGUCCAAUCAACAAUGCCCCAGCAGCAAAUGACUUUUUGAUGCCCCAAGCCGGACUUGCACCAAUCGGACGAGCACAAAGCCGUAUCAUCCCAAUCGAACAAAACCAACUUGCUCGUUCUCCGCCACAUCACAUUGCUGGUUCUCUUCCAAUGAAUGCAUAUUCUGAUUCUAAUCUUCUUCGUCCAAAUAAGGACUUUGGUGGAUCCUCGCAAUCAUUGGGACCAUUCAAUCCACUUGGAGCGUCUGUUCCAGGUGCUGCUGCUGAUCCAUUCUCAUCUCAGUAUGAUAAAUGGAGCCUUGGAGUUGAACCAUCAGUUGGAGGUCUUCUCGAAGGUGGAAACGUUGACGAGGAGAAAUUCCAAACUUUGUUCCCACCAUCAAGAUCUCAGAUUAAGCGUCAGAAGAUGAUCUAUCAUUGCAAGUUCGGAGAGUUUGGAGUCAUGGAAGGACAAUUCACUGAGCCAUCUGGAGUUGCUGUCAAUGGACAGGGCGACAUCGUCGUUGCUGACACCAAUAAUCACCGUAUCCAGGUGUUCGACAAGGAAGGUCGUUUUAAGUUCCAAUUUGGAGAAUGUGGCAAACGCGAUGGACAAUUGUUGUAUCCAAAUCGUGUGGCUGUCAACCGUACCACCGGCGACUUUGUUGUCACUGAGAGAUCGCCAACUCAUCAGAUUCAAGUGUACAACCAGUAUGGGCAAUUCUUGCGUAAAUUCGGCGCCAAUAUCCUCCAACAUCCACGUGGAGUGUGUGUUGAUAGCAAGGGACGCAUCAUUGUUGUUGAGUGCAAGGUCAUGCGUGUAAUCAUUUUCGAUAUGUUCGGCAACAUCUUGCAAAAGUUCUCAUGCUCUCGCUAUCUCGAGUUCCCCAACGGCGUGUGCACCAACGACAAGAACGAGAUUCUGAUAUCUGAUAACCGUGCUCAUUGCAUCAAGGUGUUCUCCUACGAAGGACAAUAUCUUCGCCAAAUCGGAGGCGAGGGAGUCACCAAUUACCCAAUUGGGGUUGGAAUCAACUCUCUUGGAGAAGUAGUUGUCGCUGAUAACCACAACAACUUCAACUUGACUGUCUUCUCUCAGGAUGGAACCAUGAUUGGAGCUCUUGAGUCACGUGUCAAGCACGCUCAGUGCUUCGAUGUUGCUCUUGUUGAUGAUGGAUCAGUUGUACUUGCAUCGAAAGACUACCGUCUUUACCUCUACCGCUUCCUUCCGGCCACAUCUGGACAGUCAACUUCUUCCGCUUCUAGCCAGAUCUAGAUAUGAUUGAAGUUAUCUAAGGCAAGAGUAAGACCUGGAGUAACCUCAUGGAGCAGCAGGCUGAACCCCCACCCCCACCUUUUUCUUCUUGUAAAUGUGAAUAGAAUUUUCUACUUCUAUCUGCCCCGUAAAAUGUGAUUUUCGGCCCAAUAUUCCUCUCCGUGCAUCCCCUUAAAGGUGUUCUUCUGAGCUCUCGGAGCUUUUCCUUCCAGUUUUUUUCUUUUUGAAUUUUUUAUUUCCUGGUUUUUCGUUGUUUUUGCUUUCUAUUCGUCGUUAAAUGUGUAUUUUUUAAUUGGAGCAGUGCUCCGUUCCCCGUUUUUUAUUGUUGAUCACCCAAAUCAGUUGGGCUCAUUUGGCUCUUUCUAAGUUGUGGAUUUUCACGACUGUCCUUGUCUAAGUCCCGCCCACGUUUUUAUUGCUGAGCCUGGUGCUCGUUCUUGUAAAAUGAUUUCCCCGUUUUGUAAUUUUUAGUCCCUUAUGUUAUCCCUCCCAUCUAAGAUCCUUUUUUCUCUUUUUUUCCGGUAAUUAGUCUACAUGCGUCGGUGUCAAUGGUUUUCGUAGGGUUAAGAGAGCGUCUAAGACGAGCUGGUCUCGAUCUAUUCACCGAAAGCACAUGCUCCCCGAGCCAUUUUCAUCUUCUGCUGUUUUUUAUUUAUUAAGUUCCCAUCGCUGCUUUUUUGUUUGUAUGGCGCCUGGAAGCGCAUUUUUUAUUGCAUCCGUAUCUAUCCACCCCUUGUCAGUAAAAAGUCCCUCACAUAUGUUAUCUUUUUUCCUUCUUAUUCUAAUUUUCGCUUAAAAAUGCACUUCUCUACCCAUCCCCCGUCCCAAUUCUAACCUUUAUCAUUUUUUAUUUUUCAUUCCCCUAAGCUCCUCCCCCUUUACUUUUCCGUAAUUUCGAGUAGAUUUCUUAUUUAUAUGGGCAGUUUUCUUGUUAUGUGUGUUUAAAGGCUCCACUUAAAAUUCCCAUCCCAACCCCAAAAACAUUGGAGCAUUCGAUACUAUUUUUUAGUGGUUUUGUUGUUGAUUUUGGUGUCAACCCUACUCGUCCUUAAGCUUUUUAACCGGUUUUGUACCCUCUUAAAAUUCCUAUUUUCUGUUUUUUUUUUUCAUUUUUCAUCGUCGUUUUUAUGUUGUUUCUUUUUUCUUCAUUUCUUCGGCAGGCUGGUUCCUGUUUUUUCCCCAAGCAACUUCAUAUUAUUUUUGGCGAGAGAAACUUGAUGUUAUUUUCUUUUUUGUUGUAUUUUUCUUUUUUAUUAGCUUUUUCUUGCUUUUUUCCCACAAAAAUCGUCUGUUUCCCAUUUACCUUCCACUGAAAAUUCCAUCUUUUCGUGUAGAAAUAAAUGAGAAUCGGUCCAAACAAAUUUUUUUUCAAAAGUCGAAUUCAAAAAAAAAAACAACCAAUAGAUUUUUCUGAACGUACGUAGGAAAAAAACUAGUAACUUGACACCAUAAAUCGAUGGCUUGAUCUUUAAAAAAGACUAACCAUUCGCACAUUUAGAAUUGUAAAUAGGAUUUUUCGCCACCGAAAAAACAUUUUUUUCAUUAACUUUUUUUCUAAUUUUUUUCUCUUUUUUUCGCGUUGAUCGCCUUCCAUCCCAAGUUUUGUAAAAAUUGAUGUUUUAGUAGUUUUUUUUCGCAAUUUGUUUAUUUGAUUGUAAUCCAACGUUUUUGUAUGUCUUUUUGUAAUUUUGCGAAAAUUCAUUAUUCAAAUGUUUUGUUGUCCAUGAAAUUGAUUCAAAUAAAUUGUUAUCGAG
Caenorhabditis elegans is the source of this 4756-nucleotide messenger RNA. RefSeq names its product RING-type E3 ubiquitin transferase (gene ncl-1). The coding region runs from base 63 to 3002 and encodes 979 amino acids. The transcript has 12 exons. Gene Ontology annotation, molecular function: zinc ion binding. The record is from RefSeq and is marked reviewed. NCBI's taxonomy places the organism in Eukaryota, Metazoa, Nematoda, Chromadorea, Rhabditida, Rhabditidae. Gene Ontology annotation, cellular component: cytoplasm.